Salvia hispanica is the source of this 1466-nucleotide messenger RNA. Its product is annotated as protein REVEILLE 3-like. The record is from RefSeq and is a predicted model, not a curated record. Lineage: Eukaryota; Viridiplantae; Streptophyta; Magnoliopsida; Lamiales; Lamiaceae. Gene Ontology annotation, molecular function: DNA binding.
UCUCUCUUGUGGAAUAACUGACAUCAACCAGAAAAAUAAAGACGAAGAUAUCCAUAAAUUUGACGAAUUUGAAGUGAACCGGCAAACAAAAUUUCAAAUCUUUGUGUGUGUUUAUUUUUUAUUCCCGAUUGAAUUCGAACUCCUCGAUAUUUAUAGUUGUUGAGCCUCUACAGUCGAUCACAUAUGGUUUCUGUGCACCCGAAUCCCCAAACGGGUCAGGGUUUUACCCAUUUCUACAAUUUCCAUUUGGGCGGGGAUCCGGCCAAGGCAGCAGACAAUAACACGACGUCGUACUGGAGCGCCGCCGCCGCCGUGGAUGAGCCCGGAAAGAAGGUCCGAAAGCCUUACACGAUCACCAAGUCGAGAGAGAACUGGACUGAGAUGGAGCACGAGAAGUUUCUAGAAGCUCUUCAUUUAUUUGAUCGUGACUGGAAGAAAAUUGGGGCUUUUGUUGGCUCAAAGACAGUAAUCCAGAUUCGCAGCCAUGCUCAGAAACAUUUUUUGAAAGUUCAAAAGAAUGGUGCGAGCGAACAUGUUCCUCCCCCACGGCCAAAGAGGAAAGCAGCUCACCCUUAUCCACAUAAAGCCCCCAAAAAAGUUGCCUCCCAACCCUCAGAACCGUUGUCUUCAGGUCCUCUUCUCGACCCCAAAUAUGCUGUGGGGCUGCAAUCAGUGUCAGUGCCCACAAAUAUGAUUAACAGCAAGUCUUUGUAUCAUUGCACUCCCCCAGUACCAACGGGCUGUUCAUCUCCUAUAUCAAGUGAUGAUUUUGCGCUGCCUGGUGGUGCCAUGAACUGGAGUAGUAGCAGUAAUGACGUUACUCCUGGCAGAUGGGCGUCUAGUGAGACGAAUAGCCACGUAAAUGAGAAAGUGGUAGGAAACAGAGCAGCUCUACCAGAUUUUGCUCAGGUUUAUCGCUUUAUUGGCCGUCUAUUUGACUCUAGUGCCAGAGAUCACUUGACAGAGCUAAAAAAGAUGGAUCCCAUAAAUAUCGAGACGGUGCUGAUGUUGAUGAACAAUCUCUCAGCCAACUUGAUCAGCCCUGAAUUUGAGAAUCAUCAUCAUCUGAAGGAUUGAAUUGGCUCAUGGAAACACUGACGUUCUCGAGAAAACAUUAUCACUUAGGAAGUUGCUGUCAAUGUACAAUGUUGAUGUCGAAAAUGACCAGACGAGCAGUGAAACCUCUUGGUAGGUUUUUGGAAGGCAAUGAGGCGGUAGUGUGAGCGACUAAGCUACUUCUUAUGGAUGGAAGUAAAUAGCAAUGUACAUUCCCUAGUUCUUGUGUAUGUGUGGUUACUCUAAACUUCACAGAUGUACUUUUAUCGCAUCUAAUCUUCUGGGAAUGGAUCAGAGUGCAAUGUGUGUAAGUAUAUAAAGUGAGGCGGGCAGUUUUGCGAUCAUCAAAGAAGAAUUGGAUGUCUUUCUGCUCCAAAAUCCAAAAAUUCCACUAAAUUUCUCUGCUGCCA